GUUUUCUAGGUAUAGAAAAACAAUCUCGAAAAUGUUGUCCAGACUGUUUCGAAUGCAUGGCCUUUUUGUAGCCUCUCAUCCAUGGGAAGUCAUUGUGGGAACAGUGACUCUCACCAUCUGUAUGAUGUCCAUGAAGAUGUUCACUGGAAAUGAUAAGAUCUGUGGUUGGAAUUACGAAUGCCCAAAACUUGAAGAAGAUGUUCUGAGCAGUGACAUCAUAAUCCUGACAAUCACCCGCUGUAUAGCAAUCCUUUACAUAUACUUCCAGUUCCAGAAUCUAAGGCAACUUGGGUCAAAAUACAUUUUAGGUAUUGCUGGCCUUUUCACAAUCUUCUCAAGUUUUGUUUUUAGUACAGUGGUAAUUCACUUCUUGGAUAAAGAACUCACAGGUUUAAAUGAAGCUUUACCGUUCUUCCUUCUUCUGAUUGAUCUUUCAAGAGCAAGUGCAUUAGCCAAAUUUGCACUUAGUUCCAACUCACAGGAUGAAGUAAGAGAAAAUAUUUCACGUGGAAUGGCAAUUUUAGGCCCUACAUUUACACUGGAUGCCCUUGUGGAGUGUCUUGUUAUUGGUGUUGGUACUAUGUCAGGGGUACGACAACUUGAAAUUAUGUGCUGCUUUGGCUGUAUGUCUGUUCUUGCCAACUACUUUGUCUUCAUGACCUUCUUUCCGGCUUGUGUGUCGUUGGUAUUAGAGCUUUCUCGAGAGAGUCGUGAAGGGCGUCCUAUAUGGCAGCUUAGUCAUUUUGCUCGUGUUCUGGAAGAAGAAGAAAAUAAACCAAACCCUGUAACACAGAGGGUCAAAAUGAUCAUGUCACUAGGUUUGGUUCUUGUUCAUGCCCACAGUCGCUGGAUAGCAGAACCAGCUGCUCAGAACAGCACUGUAGAAAACUCAGUGGGAUUGGAUGAGAAUGCACCAAAGAGAAUUGAACCCAAUGUUUCAUUAUGGCAGUUCUAUCUUUCUCGAAUGGCCAGUAUGGAUAUUGAGCAAGUAAUCACUCUUGGAUUAGCCCUUCUUCUUGCUGUGAAAUACAUUUUCUUUGAACAAACAGAGACUGAAUCCACACUCUCACUGAAGAAUCCCAUAACAUCUCCAGUGAUGGUUCAGAAAAAGGUCCCUGAGAAUUGUUGCAGGAAACAAUCUGGACUUCUGAAAAACAAUCAGAAAUCUAACACAGUAGAAGAAACUUUAAUUGCCAAAGAUGGAAAUGCUGAAGUCAUAAAACCUGUAUUAGCAGAGUCUUCAACCAGAGUUACAUUUGUAGUUGGCAGUUGCAACCCUGUGGAAACUUCUGCAGUUCUUAAUAGAAAAGAGGAAGAAAUUGAGUUACCUAAGGAACCACGUUCUAUCGAGGAAUGUGUUGGUAUACUUGGAAAUGCAGAGAAGGGUGCAAAAUUCCUUACUGAUGCUGAGGUUAUCAGUUUAGUUAACGCUAAGCAUAUUCCUGCAUACAAACUGGAAGCCUUGAUGGAAACUCAGGAGCGUGGUGUGUCCAUUCGUAGACAGAUGUUAUCCAAGAAACUCCCUGAACCUUCAUCUUUGCAGUAUCUUCCUUAUAGGAAUUAUAAUUACUCUUUGGUUAUGGGAGCUUGCUGUGAAAACGUGAUUGGCUAUAUGCCUAUUCCUGUAGGCGUAGCAGGGCCACUGUUCUUGGAUAACAAAGAGUUUCAAGUUCCAAUGGCAACAACAGAAGGAUGUCUUGUGGCAAGCACAAAUAGAGGAUGUAGAGCAAUAUGCCUUGGUGGAGGAGCAAGCAGUCGUAUUCUAGCAGAUGGGAUGACCCGAGGGCCUGUUGUAAGGCUCCCCACUGCUUGCCAGGCUGCAGAAGUGAAAGUUUGGCUUGAAAGCUCUGAAGGGUUUAAGAUGAUAAAAGAAGCUUUUGACAGCACAAGUAGGUUUGCUCGCCUACAAAAACUUCUCAUCAGUUUGGCUGGUCGUAAUCUUUAUAUCCGUUUUCAGUCUAAAACAGGGGAUGCAAUGGGAAUGAAUAUGAUUUCAAAAGGUACUGAAAAAGCACUGGCAAGACUGAAUGAAGAGUUUCCUGAUCUUCAGGUUAUAGCUAUUAGUGGUAACUACUGUACAGACAAAAAGCCUGCUGCCAUAAAUUGGAUAGAAGGAAGAGGCAAGUCUGUUGUCUGUGAGGCAGUCAUUCCAGCCAAGGUUGUCAGAGAAGUAUUGAAGACUACUACAGAAGAUAUAGUUGAAGUUAAUAUAAACAAAAACUUGGUGGGUUCCGCUAUGGCUGGUAGCAUAGGUGGCUACAAUGCACAUGCAGCAAACAUUGUUACAGCUAUCUACAUUGCUUGUGGUCAGGAUGCUGCGCAGAACGUGGGCAGCUCUAACUGCAUCACUUUGAUGGAGCGAACUGGUUCUACCAAUGAAGACCUGUACAUCAGCUGCACAAUGCCUUCUAUAGAAAUAGGAACUGUUGGUGGAGGCACCAACUUGCUCCCACAGCAGGCCUGUUUGCAGAUGUUAGGGGUUCAAGGUGCAAGCCAAGAUAAUCCUGGUGAAAAUGCCCGUCAGCUUGCUAAAAUUGUAUGUGCUACAGUGAUGGCAGGGGAGUUAUCGCUAAUGGCAGCUCUUGCAGCUGGGCAUCUAGUCAAAAGCCACAUGAUCCACAACAGGUCAAAAAUGAAUCUGCAAGACCUUCAAGGAAGCUGUGCUAAGAAAGCAGCUUGAAUACUAAAACAGCUUGGAAGCGAAAAAUUGUUUUAGCAACUGAUGAGGUGCACAGGAAAAAUUAAUGUAAUCUGUGAAGUUUAGAAUGAAAAUCACCUUCAGCUCAAUUAUUUCUGUGGAAGAUAAACUAAAAGAUCAAUGGACUUGCGAUCAGUGAAACUACUUAUGCCUUUGACUUUCUUCAGCGGUUAGAGAUGACUUCAUGAAAGAAGUCCUCUCAGUGGUCUUGAACAUGGCUUUAGAAUUCUUACUCUUGUUCGUGGUUUUCUGAAGGGUCAGUCCUAUGUUUUUUAUAGGUUGAGAGUAUUUUGACUAGUAAACUCCUAGUUGCUACCAAGGUGAAAAGUGGUAUCAUGUACUUUGUACGUUUAAAAAACAACAAAAAAAAUCUAAACUUGGCUUGAAUACACUGGUCCUUGCCAUCUUUAUUUUCUGGUUAGCAAGGUAUGUUUUUAAAGUGAUGGCAAGCGUAAUCACUUUCUGUGAACUCCCAAUUUUAAUUUUGUUCACAGUUUAAACAGAGUUUAGGCUAUGAGACAAUUUUGAGUCGCAUUAGUUUUAUAGACGCAUCAGUCUGUCUAUAGUACUUAAUUUGCUGCUUUUUCAGCUAAGCAGCAUUCAGUGUUUUAACUCCAUAAUUUAGGUUAUUCCUUUAAGGAAAACUCGUGAUGUAUAGAGUGCUAAAUUAUUAAAUAUAAUCCUGUACUGAAGUAGGAAAAAACAGUGUGUCAUUUUGUUCGGGUAGAAUAAAAUAAAUUCUGAAACUAGUAACUCCAAAAAAGGACUAUAUGUCAGACAGUUUAAUACUUUAAGUAAAUGCAGUUUGUUAAACUUCUUUUGAUAGGAGUGGAUUCAAACAACAGGACUCAAGAACAGAUGUUUACACUUCUAAAAGAAAUCUCUUACAGUGUGUUUACAUACUCAGAAUUUUUUAGUGUUUUGCACUCAUUCCCCAGGAGUAAGUGUAUAUCCACUAUUUAAACUGAGAUAAGAUAAAGCCAGAAGAUCACACUGUUCUUUAAUUUUUUUUUUACAUUUUUAUUCCUUUUUAAACUUUUUUUUUGAGGAGGGGAGUAUUUAUUUUAAGAAAAAAAUCUUGCAUUGUCCUUUUUUUUUUUUUUUUUUAAUGAGACUUGCUUAGUAAGGGAAUCCACUGAAAUGACAAGUUAAUGUAACACAGUUUUUGUAUUAAAAUACUGUACUUGGACCAGUGAAGCAGCCUCAGGUGUUCUUAAUGUAAUACAGGAAACCUUUUUUUUUUUUUUUUUUUUUCCUGGUUUUAUUCACCAUUGGGAAGCUUGCUAAAUACAUCGUCCUGCCUAGCUAAUCACAGAAGGAAAACUGUUCAUAUGCUUGGGGUUUUUUGGGAUGUUUUUAACUUUAUUUUUAGUAAAAAAAGAAAAUUACCAGUGAAUUGGAUGAGCUGGGUUUCUUACAGGAACGCAGUGGCAUUUCUAAAGGGGUGACUAGCAAAGGUGCUCUUCUAAGGUGCAAAUUUGAUGCAAAUCAUGAUGCGUUGUUUUGUAGUAUAUCAACACAUUAAUAUUAUUGUAAUGAUCUCAUAAAGCUAAUGUGCAAGCACGAAAACAUACUACAUGCUAGAUAUGGUAUGAUAGCAUGUAAAUAUCAUGAAUGUUUAUCUUCCUGCAGUAUUGUUGUUAAUAGCUACUAUUUUAUUUAAGGAAAGGUGGAACUACUUUGUUUCUAUGUUCAUUCAGUGAUCUUAUUAUUUAAAGUAACACUGUACUGGCAAUAAAUGGUGGUUCAGUGUUCAUUUUGGUGAAUUUAACUGACAUUCUGUCUUGCAGAAUUAACAUUUUGUAUUAUUACUAAAUUGUGUACAUUUUGGUACAGACUACUUUUUCAGUUUCAGUAAAACAAUGGAAAACAUA
Molecule: messenger RNA, 4572 nt
Organism: Struthio camelus australis
Lineage: Eukaryota; Metazoa; Chordata; Aves; Struthioniformes; Struthionidae
Source: RefSeq, a predicted model, not a curated record